Nannospalax galili (Upper Galilee mountains blind mole rat) is the source of this 954-nucleotide messenger RNA. Its product is annotated as olfactory receptor 14A2-like. NCBI's taxonomy places the organism in Eukaryota, Metazoa, Chordata, Mammalia, Rodentia, Spalacidae. The coding region runs from base 1 to 954 and encodes 317 amino acids. Gene Ontology annotation, cellular component: membrane. The transcript has a single exon. Gene Ontology annotation, biological process: G protein-coupled receptor signaling pathway. Gene Ontology annotation, molecular function: odorant binding; G protein-coupled receptor activity; olfactory receptor activity. The record is from RefSeq and is a predicted model, not a curated record.
AUGUCCAAUGUCACUGUUGUGACCAAGUUCAUCCUUGUUGGGUUCUCUGAUGUCCAGGAGAUUCAGACUUUGUGUGGAGUGCUCUUCCUAGUGAUGUACCUAGCAGCCCUAAUGAAUAAUAUCAUCAUCAUCACUCUCAUCACCCUGGACCUGCAGCUUCAAACACCCAUGUACUUCUUCCUGAAAAAUUUGUCUCUCUUGGAUGUCUUCCUUGUGUCAGUCCCGAUCCCCAAUUUCAUUGUCAAUAGCCUGACUCACAACAGUUCCAUUUCCAUCCUAGGCUGUGCCCUUCAGAUACUUUUAAUGACUUCUUUCUCAGCAGGAGAUGUGUUUGUCCUCACUGCCAUGUCCUAUGACCGAUAUGUAGCCAUCUGCUGUCCCCUGCGCUAUGAGGCCAUCAUGAGUGAUGGUGCCUGUGUGCUGAUGGCAGGCUUUUCCUGGGCCACUGGUAUAUUCUUUGGAGCUAUAUACACAGCUGGCACAUUUUCCAUGCCUUUCUGUGGCUCCAACGUGAUCCCACAGUUUUUCUGUGACAUUCCUUCAUUGCUAAGGAUUUCUUGCUCUGACACACUGGUGGUCAUUUACAUAAGCUUUGGAAUUGGCAUGUGUCUAGGCAUGUCAUGCAUCAUCUGUGUUGUGAUUUCUUACUUUUACAUUUUCUCGACUGUGCUGAAGAUUCCUACCACUAAAGGUCAGUCCAAAGCCUUUGUCACUUGUCUUCCCCACUUCAUCGUUUUUACUCUUUUUGGUGUAACUGCUUGUUUUGUUUAUAUGAAGCCAUCAUCUAAUUCUACAACAAUCAUAGACAGGCUGUUUGCUGUGAUAUAUAUUGUGUUGCCUCCAGCCCUUAAUCCUGUGAUCUACAGCCUGAGGAAUGCUGAUGUCAAAUGGGCUUUAAAGAGGUUGCUACAUAAUAUUUGUUCAAGGCUCUCAUUUCAUGUAAAACAUUUUUAA